Helicoverpa armigera (cotton bollworm) is the source of this 2359-nucleotide messenger RNA. RefSeq lists its product as uncharacterized. The coding region runs from base 74 to 2281 and encodes 735 amino acids. The record is from RefSeq and is a predicted model, not a curated record. Lineage: Eukaryota; Metazoa; Arthropoda; Insecta; Lepidoptera; Noctuidae. The transcript is spliced from 12 exons.
ACCACGACAGUAUAAUGAAACAAUCACAAUAGUUAUUACUUUUAACUAAACUGUUACUGUAAACUUAACAAAUAUGUUAAAAAUAUAUGUUUUUCUGUGUUUCUUUGGAUUUGUUCUCGCGGAUCCAGAUCACGAGGGGCAAAUACAUUUUACGGUCGGUCAUUAUAAGGCAAGUGGACAUACUUACCUCACUUGUGAGGUAGAAAAAAAAGAAUAUACAGUCCACGAAGGGGAAAAAUACAAUAUUGUUGUACACUAUUGGAAUGAUUUUCAAAAAAAAUCUAAUUUUAUCAACGAUGUUACAUGUGAAAACAAAAAUAAACAACGAAUAGUUUUGGCUAAAGAAGUCAAUAAGUCAAUAUCAACUUUUACAGCUCAAACAGGGAUGCAUGAUAAUUGGAACUGCACGGUAUUCGCCCAUAAGAAUAUCAAUCAAUUUUUACCUCUUGUAAAACAUCCAGAUCCAAUAUACAUUAAUGAUACAUUUGCUGGGGCAUAUUGUUCUAUGAAAAUCAACGUCGCACGUCGUGAAAGCCCGCCACAAACGAUCCUCGUCAACAACAUGGUUUUGCCAACAAGUUUUAAUCAUCGAUUUGACGUAAGCUUCCUCUGGAGAGCCGAGUAUCGCUACGGGGACGGUGAUCUCAUCAAUGCAACGUGCGCCAACUUUCAGAAUACGGCCCCUGUUACAAUGAGCUACUUCUUUGCUGAUAACCUCAGUAACCUUUUCAACAGUUCAGCAGAAACGAAAAGUGUGGCUGCAGGUUUCAUUACAGAAAUGCAUCAUGAACACAACGGUACAGUCAUGACAUGUUCCUGUAAAGGUCAAGGUCAUACGCUUAUUGCUGUCAUGGUCACGUUCAUCUUAGGCAAUUUCAAAUAUAAUAAUCAAAUUGCAGUCAAAAUUAACGGGAAGUAUCUAAGAUAUUAUGUACCUGAUAACAAUUCUUUUUCUGAAUUAGAAUAUAAAUCCACGAGGGGUGAAUCGAUAACCGUUGUAUGUGAAAAAAAAGACCAGAAUACAGUAUUGCAAAUUCUGGAAGCGGAAAGUCUUAUCGGACACACGAGAAAAAAUUCGUCGAUGUCGUCGACAAUAUCAUUUGAGAGCAGCAAAAAUAUUGAUAAAAAGUUCAGGUGUGGCCUAGACUCGGAGAACAAGGGACAAAUUGUGUUAAUAGAACUAAAGUUUUCUAUUGGAGAAUUGCAAAUAAGUACAGAUCUUCACCCUAUAGAUGUGCAAUUAGAACCGAAAAGCACAGUCCUGGAGCUUUAUUACUACAGAAAACUUAGGGUCAUUUACUACGAUUUUGAAGUAGGACAAAGCUUAAAUGUUGUCUGCAAGAAGCUUUUCGAAAAAAACGUUGCAAUAAUGAAAUUAAAUUUAGAAUAUCCAGCUGAAAAUAUAGAUAAACUGUAUCCUCAAGAAGAAAGGAACAUUUCACAUUCAUUCGAAUUAAAUGAAAAGAAUGAAGCUACAAAUAUCUCUUGUCAGUUGAGAGAAAUGGCGGGAGGCGAUGAAUCUAAAUUAAUCAGAGAAAUCAAAAUUAUUCUUCGGGAGAAACAAAUAACCACUACGUCUACUACGACUACCACUUCUAUGCCGGUUGAUCCGCCACUGACAUACAAAAUUGUCGCUGUGGUUGUGAGCGUGGUGUCAAUAAUCAUUUGCGUUACCACCGCUGUCAUAAAGAUGAAGAAGAAAAGUCAGGUUCAGGGAGGUCCUCACAACCCCAACUACGAGAAUCUACAAAAUCCAAGAGACCCUACUAUCCCUGCUUACCCACCACAAUGGGACAACCAAUACGCAGUGCCAGUAGACCGAAGAUCUGAGAACACGACAUACAGUGUACCUUUCACUGAACCAGCGUAUGCCGAAGCUAUACCUAAAAGUCAAAGAAACAAAACACUAACGGAUCCAACGUAUGCCGUUUUGGACAUCAAAAAUCAACCUCAAAAGAACGUUUAUAAAGAAACUGAUGAUCCAAAUUAUUCUGAAGUUUACGCUACUAGGAAAGAACAGUGUUACGCUGAAGUAUUGCCUAAAGUACUUAGAGAUAAAUUUAAAAAGGAUAAUAAUCCCUAUGUGAAUGUCGGGAACGAAUCUCCUUAUGCCAAUGCGGGUGAACCUAUGUACUGCGAACCUAAUGUGUCAAGGGAUAAUGGUACUUAUGCUAAUGUUAAUAAUGAACGUUAUGCUAAUAGCCGACCUAAUGAGUAUGUAGAACCAACUUAUUGUGAGCCACCUAAGCCUAUGGCGAGAGGAAAGAAAAAUAAACGUUAAAAAAUAAAAUUUACAUUUGUAAGUUUGGCCAGUUUUACUGGUUACUGAUAAAGUCUCUGAUAGCUUGUCAGGAACUUU